Messenger RNA from Sebastes umbrosus (honeycomb rockfish), 3648 nucleotides. Its product is annotated as protocadherin beta-16-like. Gene Ontology annotation, biological process: homophilic cell-cell adhesion. Gene Ontology annotation, cellular component: plasma membrane. The transcript is spliced from 3 exons. Bases 1 to 3507 code for a protein of 1168 amino acids. NCBI's taxonomy places the organism in Eukaryota, Metazoa, Chordata, Actinopteri, Perciformes, Sebastidae. The record is from RefSeq and is a predicted model, not a curated record. Gene Ontology annotation, molecular function: calcium ion binding.
AUGGAGAAUAACGCACCUGGAGCCUUGCUCAGUUCACUCACUGCGUUUGACCCUGACCUCCAUGAAAACCAGUAUCUAGUUUAUUUCAUCCUAGAGAAGGAGAUAGCCAACACCUCCAUGUCCAUGCUGUUCUCCAUCAAUCCAGAGAACGGCAAUCUUUACGCACUAAAAACUUUUGACUAUGAGAUCGAGAAGGAGUUUCUUUUCCACAUCGAGGCCAGAGACUCUGGCUCUCCUCCACUCAGCAGUAACGUGACGGUCCACAUCAUCAUUGUGGACCAGAACGACAACGCUCCGGUUAUUGUCUCUCCGUGGCGCGCGCACGGCUCAGUGGUGGAGGAGAAGAUCCCCAGAUCCACCGAUAAAGGCUCUCUGGUUGCCAAGGUGAUAGCCUUGGACACCGACUCGGUGCACAACUCUCGGAUUACCUACCAGUUUCUACAGGUGACUGACGCCACCUUGUUCAGUCUGGACCAGUACAACGGAGAGAUCCGGACUAUGAGGAUGUUCAGUUACAGAGAUCCACGCCACCAGAGACUGGUUGUUAUUGCCAAGGACAAUGGGGAGCCCGCUCUCUCUGCUACAGUCACCAUCAAGCUGUCCACAGUGGAGACCGCCGUUAAGGCCUACUCUGACAUGACUGAGGUGCCUCUAGAAUAUGACAUCUUCUCAGACCUCAACCUGUAUCUGGUCAUCGGUCUGGGCUCGGUGUCAUUUCUCCUGCUCAUCACCAUACUGGUCACCAUCGUGCUCAAGUGUCAGAAACCCAAGCCCAGCAAAGCGGCUCCUCCCUGCAGGAACAGUGUGAUCAGUGAGAGGAACUCCACCAUCGCAGAUUCCACUCUGGUCUCCAACGAUGCCUACUGGUACAGUCUGUUUCUAGCAGAGACCAGGAAAGGAAAGAUGGUGGUGAGACAGCCAGUGCCAAAGGGCUCCAGAUACAUCGUGUCCAGUUUACCAAGAGGCACAGGACUGACAGACACUAGUGGCUCUGCAGCAUCCACUCUGCAGUCUUGGAAAAGGUAUGUGCUGCUCGCUGUUCUUGUUCUUUUUUCCUUCGUUCACAACAUAUCGACUUCAGUGACUCAUUAUUCAAUACCGGAGGAGAUGAAAGAAGGAUCUGUUGUUGCUAAUCUUGCUACCGAUCUCAGCCUGGAUGUUAAAACACUGAAUCAGAGGAAGAUGCGUCUGGACAUCAUUGAAAAUAAGAAAUAUCUGGAUGUGAACAAAGAGACUGGUGAACUGUAUAUUGUUGACAAGAUUGACAGGGAAAACAUUUGUCCUACCAAGUCUUCAGCGUCUUGUUAUCUCAAACUGGAAGUAAUACUAGAAAACCCAGUACGCAUAUUUAUUAUAGAAGUAGAAAUUUUGGAUAUGAACGACAACGCCCCUCAAUUUCGAAGAGACGUCAUACAUUUAGAUAUAUCUGAAGCAACGCCAAAAGGAGAGAGAUUCUCUCUCAGUAAUGCAGUUGAUCCUGAUGUUGGAAGCAAUUCAGUGAAAACGUACCAUCUGAGUGAAAGUGACCAUUUUAAUAUUGAAGUUCAGACUGGAAGAGAUGGGUCAAAGUUUGCCGAAUUAAUCUUAACAAAGGCCUUAGACAGAGAGCAGCAGGCUGUUCAUAAUUUAAUACUCACAGCUGUAGAUGGAGGCACACCUGCUCGAUCUGGCACUGCAAGUGUUAUUGUUCGCGUUUUGGACACAAAUGACAAUGCUCCAACUUUUGACAAAUUGAGUUAUAACAUAAAAAUAAUAGAAAAUUCUCCUAUUGGAAGUCUUGUUGUUCAUCUUAAUGCAACAGAUUUAGAUGAGGGAUCAAAUUCUGAUAUAACAUAUUCAUAUAGUUUAUAUACAUCAGAGAAAACACAGGAAACAUUUAAUCUGAAUCCUUCCACUGGUGAAAUUACUGUUAAAGGAAUGUUAAACUAUGAGGAUUUCAGGAUUUAUGAUAUGGAAGUUAUAGCAACUGAUAAAGGAGACAAUAGUUUAUCAAGUCAAUGUACUGUUAAAAUUCUGGUUGAAGACAUGAAUGACAACCACCCAGAAAUAUCUAUUAGAUCAUUUCAGAGUCCAGUCAAUGAAAACAUAGAAUUAGACACAGUGAUAGCUGUAGUUAGUGUCAGUGAUAAAGACUCAGGAGACAAUGGAGUGGUUGAUCUUCACAUUCCAGAUAAUAUGCCUUUCAAACUGAGGGAGUCCUCUGAUAACUAUUAUGAAUUAGUAGUGUCAGAACCAUUAGACCGUGAGAAGGUUCCAGAAUAUGACGUCACGUUCACUGUGACAGACAGAGGUUCUCCUCCUUUAUCUGACAAUGAAACUAUGACGUUAGAGCUGCUGGAUGUUAAUGACAAUGUUCCACAGUUCCCUCAGUCAUUUUAUACUAUACGUGUAAUGGAGAAUAACGCACCUGGAGCCUUGCUCAGUUCACUCACUGCGUUUGACCCUGACCUCCAUGAAAACCAGUAUCUAGUUUAUUUCAUCCUAGAGAAGGAGAUAGCCAACACCUCCAUGUCCAUGCUGUUCUCCAUCAAUCCAGAGAACGGCAAUCUUUACGCACUAAAAACUUUUGACUAUGAGAUCGAGAAGGAGUUUCUUUUCCACAUCGAGGCCAGAGACUCUGGCUCUCCUCCACUCAGCAGUAACGUGACGGUCCACAUCAUCAUUGUGGACCAGAACGACAACGCUCCGGUUAUUGUCUCUCCGUGGCGCGCGCACGGCUCAGUGGUGGAGGAGAAGAUCCCCAGAUCCACCGAUAAAGGCUCUCUGGUUUCCAAGGUGAUAGCCUUGGACACCGACUCGGUGCACAACUCUCGGAUUACCUACCAGUUUCUGCAGGUGACUGACGCCACCUUGUUCAGUCUGGACCAGUACAACGGAGAGAUCCGGACUAUGAGGAUGUUCAGUUACAGAGAUCCACGUCACCAGAGACUGGUUGUUGUUGCCAAGGACAAUGGGGAGCCCGCUCUCUCUGCUACAGUCACCAUCAAGCUGUCCACAGUGGAGACCGCCGUUAAGGCCUACUCUGACAUGACUGAGGUGCCUCUAGAAUAUGACAUCUUCUCAGACCUCAACCUGUAUCUGGUCAUCGGUCUGGGCUCGGUGUCAUUUCUCCUGCUCAUCACCAUACUGGUCACCAUCGUGCUCAAGUGUCAGAAACCCAAGCCCAGCAAAGCGGCUCCUCCCUGCAGGAACAGUGUGAUCAGUGAGAGGAACUCCACCAUCGCAGAUUCCACUCUGGUCUCCAACGAUGCCUACUGGUACAGUCUGUUUCUAGCAGAGACCAGGAAAGGAAAGAUGGUGGUGAGACAGCCUGUGCCAAAGGGCUCCAGAUACAUCGUGUCCAGUUUACCAAGAGGCACAGGACUGACAGACACUAGUGGCUCAGCAGCUUCAACUCUGCAGGUAAGAAUCCAAUUUGCACAUUUGUUUUUAUAUUUAUCAUUUAUCAAUAUUGAGUGGCAUUUCGUUUUACACUAUCGAAUUUUUGAGGUCGUUAUGCUUCAAUAAUUAAUCUAUUGAAUAGUGUAAAUAAAUCUGAUUAAUCUUGUCAGGGAUACUGAAUUUAAACUCACUUUGACGCCAAUAAACUUUUCCUUAAAGUAUAUAAUCUUAUAAGCAGUUAAAAGAGUCUCAUAAAACCUAUAAGGU